GACACGCACUGCAGCUACCCCAUGGGCUACAUGCGCCAGGCCGUGUACGCCUGCAUGACGUGCACGCCCGAGGCGCUGCAGAAGCCCGAGGCGCGCGCGGGCGUGUGCUUGGCCUGCACGUACAACUGCCACCAGGACCACGAGCUCGUGGAGCUCUACACCAAGCGCGCGUUCCGCUGCGACUGCGGCAACGACAAGUUCCCCAAGAGUAACCCGUGCAAACUCGAGACGGACAAGGCCAAGACGAACCCGCGCAACACGUACUCGCAAAACUAUGGUGGACUGUACUGCAACUGCCACCGGCCGUACCCGGACCCGGAGCGGACGACGGAGGAGGUCAUGGUCCAGUGUGUCAUCUGUGAGGACUGGCUGCACGAGGAGCACAUUUCCAACGACGAGUCGCCUGCAGAUGAAGACGCGGAUGCAGAUGCUGCCACGGACAGUGGCAACACGGUGUCUCCUGAGAGCUUCGACGAGCUCAUCUGCCUCGAGUGCAUGAAGAAGCACCCGUUCCUCUUGGCCUACACGAAGACAGACGAGUGUGUACUCAAGGCGAAGCAGAAGCAGCUAGAAGCGGAAGGAUCGACGACUCUGCGGCCGACCUUUUGGUCGAGUGAGUGGCGCGGUGAGCUGUGCCAGUGCUCGUCGUGUGUUGCUCUGUUUGAAAAGCACGGCAUCGCGGCCCUCCUGGACCCUGAAGACUCGCUGCAUGUGUACGAAGCUACCGCGAGGGAGAAGAAGACGGCGUCGGACGAGGAGAUCGCUCAACGCGCCUUCGCCAACAAGCUGACGCACGAGCAGCAAGUUGAAGUUGCCAUGGGCUACAGCCUCAUGAAGAACAACCUCCAGCAAUACCUCGCAGGCUUCGCGGCUAGCGGCAAGACGGUGAAAGCAGAGGACAUCAAGAGCUUCUUCGAGGGGAUGAACCAGGCCAAGCGCCAGAAAACAGAGUAAAAGUGGCGGCUGAUAGCCGCAAGACAGCGCAGUGAGAGGCAGAUAAAGGCUCGUGUUGCUGUCGCUUGUGAUUCAUAAUAACGACUACUUCGAAGUGCCAGUAC
Messenger RNA from Phytophthora sojae, 1058 nucleotides. RefSeq lists its product as hypothetical. NCBI's taxonomy places the organism in Eukaryota, Oomycota, Peronosporomycetes, Peronosporales, Peronosporaceae. Gene Ontology annotation, cellular component: cytoplasm. Gene Ontology annotation, molecular function: ubiquitin protein ligase activity; zinc ion binding. Bases 22 to 954 code for a protein of 310 amino acids. The record is from RefSeq and is a predicted model, not a curated record. The transcript is spliced from 4 exons.